Pseudovirgaria hyperparasitica is the source of this 746-nucleotide messenger RNA. RefSeq lists its product as uncharacterized. The record is from RefSeq and is a predicted model, not a curated record. Bases 100 to 630 code for a protein of 176 amino acids. Lineage: Eukaryota; Fungi; Ascomycota; Dothideomycetes; Acrospermales; Acrospermaceae. The transcript has 3 exons.
AUCUGGAGCCUUUCUACUCCGGGACUUCUUCAUUAAGCUGUUGGCUCGGUUGCCUAGUCGCCUUGUUACCUCCAUAAGUUUCACCUGAGACAGAUCCAGAUGGUCGAAGCACCUAUACAUAUCAAGACCGAAGAACCCAAAAUGGACUUCUGGAUACAUCAUCACAAUCAGUUCAACAUCCACAUGUUUGAUCGGCAAAGUCAACCUCGCCAGACCCUACACCAGCGGGACUGGAACAGCCACAGAGCAGAAAUCGAACAACUAUAUGCUCAGCAGGAAUUAAGGACUGUGAUGACAUACAUGGAAGACACUUACGCUUUUCAUGCAACCGAAAAGCAGUGGAAGAGUCAGCUCCGAAAGUGGGGCAUGAAGAAGAGAACUGGAGGGUCUGACUACAAAGCAAUGCUGAAGAAAAGGCGUGAGAGGGAACGAGAACGCCCAGGCAUCCGGACAGAAUUCUUCUUACGCGGUGAACUGAUUUCCCAAGCAAAAAUUGACCGGUAUGAGAGUGAAGCGCGGAAGAAGGGCAAGAUAACAAAGGAUGAUAUGUUCGAAGAAGUUCGUAGAAAUCCCUCCAUAUCUAACGUACAAAACGCCUCCAACCAGCCCAAACAUGUACGCAUCAGCUAGUUCACCAUCAGAACUGUCUCUAGAAAACGACACACUGUCUCUAGAAAACGAUACUCCAGCUCCAGAGAGGAUGUCAUCAAUGAUGCCCGUUUCUUCAGACGAGGCCAUGACUUGGU